This is a messenger RNA of Meloidogyne enterolobii, 336 nucleotides long. The record is from the annotation of a GenBank genome assembly. NCBI's taxonomy places the organism in Eukaryota, Metazoa, Nematoda, Chromadorea, Rhabditida, Meloidogynidae.
AUGAACAUGACUACAAACAAAAAAGGGUCAACUGAGUAUGAUAUUGCUGUAAUUGUAGAGGGAACAUGUAUGUACAAAUAUUUUAAUAAGCGAGAAUAUCUCAAUUCGAUGAACAUUGCACUCAUGGAUGGGAAAAUUUUCGAUAUUGGUGCACGACUCAGCAUCCUGAUAAAUUACUUUAGAGCAGGAAAGUGGUGUGUCGACUGUCUAAAAUUUACAUUGACUCGAGAACAAAGUGAAAUUUUUAAACCUAAGAAUGAAAGUUCAUUUAUAUAUCUACUUUACCUUUGUUCAGAUUGUGCUAAAAUUACUAAAAUGAAACUUAAUAUUAAUUAA